CGGUGCACCUGUUUGGUCUGACCUGGCGUCUCCGCCAGGGGGGGCAGGGCCAGCUGUAUGAGAACGGCCUGAGCAGCGUGGAGCAGCAGGACAACGUGGGGCAUGGCGGGCACAGCGGGCACGGUGCAAGCCCCACCAGCCCCAUCUUCUCCUCUGACACACACGGCCCUGAACACACGCACAUCGGCGACAAGGAUAAGUGGGUGCGUGGCCGUUCCAUAGACCGUGGAGAGGUGGACAUUGGGACCCAGCAGACUCAAGCCAUCCCUCCUGGUCUGUUCUGGAGGUUCCACCUGACAGUGCACCACCCCACCUAUAUCAAGUUCAACCUCUCUCUGUCCCACAAUGCACUGCUGGGGGUCUACGGGCGCCGAAACGUACCGCCCACUCAUACGCAGUUUGACUUUGUCAAGCUGCUGGAUGGGAAGCAGCUGCCCCGAAGCCUGGCUGAUCCAGGGUCUGCCCCUGGGGGCCUCCUGCUCAGCGCUCUGCAGGAAACGGGCUUCAUCGAGUACAUGGACCCCGGCACCUGGCACCUUGCUGUCUACAACGACGGCCGCAGCUUGGAGCCUGUGCUGCUGCACAGCACCCCUAUAGAUACUAUGGACGGGUGCUCCACCAGCUGUAAUGGGAAUGGGGAGUGCGUGGCAGGGCACUGUCACUGUUUCGCUGGCUUCCUAGGACCGGACUGUGCCAAAGACUCGUGCCCGGUGCUGUGCAGUGGCAACGGUGUGUACGAGAAGGGUCGCUGCGCCUGUCUGGAAGGCUGGAAGGGGGCGGAGUGUAACGUGGAAGAGGGGCAGUGCAUCGACCCCACCUGCUCCAAUCACGGCUCCUGCAUCCAGGGAAUUUGCAUAUGUAACCAAGCCUACAAGGGAGUCAACUGUGAACAAGUGGACUGUGUGGACCCCCAGUGUGCGGGGAACGGGGUGUGUGUGCGCGGAGAGUGUGUGUGUUCUGCGGGCUGGGUGGGUGUGAGCUGUGAUGAGCCCUUGCCUGCGUGCCAGGACCAGUGUUCCGGUCAUGGUACAUACCUGUUGGACACAGACACCUGCGCAUGCCAACCCAACUGGACCGGACCGGACUGCUACAUAGAGCUGUGCCCGGUGCCGUGUGGCAGUCAUGGCGUGUGUAACGCGGGCCAGUGCCAGUGUGAGGAGGGCUGGGUUGGUGCGGCUUGCGACCAGAGGGCGUGCCACGCCCGCUGUGAGGAGCAUGGCCAGUGCCACGACGGGACCUGUGUGUGCCAGCCUGGAUGGGAGGGAGAACACUGCACAUUGGUCACUCAUGACUUGGAUGUGGUUGUGAAAGAUGGCUGCCCGGGGCUGUGUAGCGGGCAUGGCCGGUGUACCCUGGAGCAGAGUGGUUGGCGCUGCAUCUGCCAAUCAGGGUGGAGUGGACCCGGAUGCAGUGUCGUCAUGGAGACUGAGUGCAGCGACGGAACGGACAAUGACGGAGAUGGGCUGGUGGACUGCGUAGACCCAGACUGCUGUGUGCAGGUGAGCUGUGCAUCUGACCCGCUGUGCCAGGGCUCGCCAGACCCCCUGGCUCUCCUCCAGAGGACCGUCCCGGCCCCUCCACCCCCGCCCGCCCACCCCCCCUCGCACACGCAUGGUUUCUUCCAGCGCGUGGCCUUCCUCCUGGGCAGGGCUGCAACACACACUCUCCCGGGGGAGCUGCCCUUUGACCGCAG
Molecule: messenger RNA, 1693 nt
Organism: Osmerus eperlanus (European smelt)
Lineage: Eukaryota; Metazoa; Chordata; Actinopteri; Osmeriformes; Osmeridae
Product: teneurin-1-like
Exons: 10
Biological process (GO): neuron development; heterophilic cell-cell adhesion
Cellular component (GO): neuron projection
Molecular function (GO): protein homodimerization activity; protein heterodimerization activity; cell adhesion molecule binding
Source: RefSeq, a predicted model, not a curated record